CGCAACGUCCCUACUUGUCUCGCAGACGUUAUCAUUACGGGUCGAAAAAAAUUUAAACAUCAAUAAAUACACGCUCGUUCGCGCUAUAGUACGCAACGUUUGUUCGUUUCAUUUUUCGGUCGUCGAAACGGUGGUUUCACGAGGGACGUUGCGUUCUCAAAAAUGUCCGAGAAGAGGGAACGCGAAGACAGCGACAAAAGCGAAUCGUCCGAUGACGAAUGCGUCGGUCCCAGUCUGUCCGAGGCAACGGAAACCGUUGAGAAAAAGAAAAGAAAAGUUUUAAAGCAUGAACAUUUGUAUUUGGAAAAUUUACCAACUUGCGAUACGUAUGAAAAAAGUUAUAUGCACCGAGAUGUUAUCACACACAUAUUAAUUACCAAAACUGAUUUCUUAAUAACUGCUAGCUGUGAUGGGCACGUAAAGUUCUGGAAGAAAACAGAAGAGUUGAUUGAAUUUGUCAAACAUUUUCGCAGCCAUCUCACUCCAAUCAUUGACGUAGCAGAUAAUUAUAAUGGAACUCUCAUGUGUACAAUAUCAUCAGAUCAAACUGUCAAAGUUUUUGACGUCAUUAAUUUUGAUAUGAUCAACAUGAUAAAAUUAGAAUACAUACCAUUAAGUGCAUGUUGGGUACAUUCAAAAGGAGAUCCUAUUCAUACUGUUGCUGUAAGUAGUUCUACCGAACCAAAGAUAUUUAUUUAUGAUGGUAAAGGAACAAAUGAACCACUUCAUGUUAUAGAAAAAAUGCAUUCCAAACCAGUUGUAUUCAUAAAAUUCAAUUCCGUAUUUGAUGUAGCUCUAUCAGCAGAUAAAAGCGGCAUUAUUGAAUAUUGGUCUGGAGCCAAAAAGGAUUAUCAAUUUCCAAAAUGUGCUCAAUUUGAUUCCAAGCUUGAUACUGAUCUCUUUGAAUUUGUGAGACAUAAAACACAUCCAACAAGCUUGUGUUUUUCCAAUGAUGGCUUAAAGUUCGCUACUAUGUCACCAGAUAGAAAAGUUAGAGUUUUUAAUUUUUUGACUGGAAAAUUAUAUAGAGUUUAUGAUGAAUCCUUGGCUCGUUUUAGUGAGCUACAGCAAAAAAAACAACAAAUUCCUAAUAUUGAAUUUAUUCGAAGAAUGGCUAUGGAACGAGAAUUGGAUAAGACUGAAAUCUCACACACAGCCAAUUUGUGUUUUGAUGAAAGUGGUCAUUAUUUAUUUUAUCCUACCAUGUUGGGCGUGAAAGUUGUUAACACUUUUAGUAAUACAUUAAUCAAAAUUAUUGGAAAACCAGAGAACCUUAGAACAUUAAGAGUCACCUUAUUUCAAGGUAAGGCAAAAAAACCUAAAGCAGCAGUUACAUUAGAAAUGGAAGCGGCAUCAAAUCCUACUCUGGAAGGGCCUUCUAGUGAUCCUACUCUGUUCUGUACGGCAUACAAAAAAAAUAGAUUUUAUAUGUUUACCAAACGAGAACCUGAAGAUAUUAAAAGUAUUGAUGCUGAUCGUGAUGUAUUUAAUGAAAGACCUUCAAAGGAAGAUAUCAUAUCUUCUACUGAAGCUGCUUGUAUUCAACGACUGUAUGACACAGCUACUUUACAUACUGUUUUCGGAGAUAUUCAAGUUGCACUGUUUAAAGAAUGCCAGAAAACUGUUGAAAAUUUUUGUGUACAUAGUAAAAAUGGAUAUUAUAAUGGUAACAUCUUUCAUAGAGUAAUCAAAGGAUUUAUGAUACAGACAGGAGAUCCAACUGGGACUGGAUUGGGUGGAGAAAGUAUAUGGGGUGGAGAAUUUGAAGAUGAGAUUCGACCACACUUGAAGCAUGAUAAACCGUACACGUUGAGUAUGGCCAAUGCAGGACCACACACAAACGGAAGUCAAUUUUUUAUUACACUCAUACCUACACCUUGGUUGGACAACAAACACACUGUGUUUGGCCGUGUCACUAAAGGAAUGGAAGUGGUACAAACUAUCUGCAGUGCCAAAACACACCCGAAAACUGAUAAGCCACAUGAUGACAUACAAAUAAUUAAUAUAAGUUUGAAGUGAAUUAAUAACUAAACUUAGCUCGUACUUUGUGUAAAGAAUUAUUUUGUACAGUUAAAAUUUUUAACAUAAAUAAUUUUUUUUCAAUCACU
This is a messenger RNA of Sipha flava (yellow sugarcane aphid), 2108 nucleotides long. Its product is annotated as peptidylprolyl isomerase domain and WD repeat-containing protein 1. The coding region runs from base 163 to 2019 and encodes 618 amino acids. Gene Ontology annotation, molecular function: peptidyl-prolyl cis-trans isomerase activity; protein binding. The record is from RefSeq and is a predicted model, not a curated record. The transcript has 13 exons. NCBI's taxonomy places the organism in Eukaryota, Metazoa, Arthropoda, Insecta, Hemiptera, Aphididae. Gene Ontology annotation, biological process: protein peptidyl-prolyl isomerization; protein folding.